Molecule: messenger RNA, 1801 nt
Organism: Pseudogymnoascus verrucosus
Lineage: Eukaryota; Fungi; Ascomycota; Leotiomycetes; Thelebolales; Thelebolaceae
Exons: 5
Coding region: 131-1696 (521 amino acids)
Biological process (GO): transmembrane transport
Molecular function (GO): transmembrane transporter activity
Source: RefSeq, a predicted model, not a curated record
GGCGGGAAGUAUUUAGAUCUGAUUAGAUCUUCUCUAUUUUAUCUUCAUCACCUACAUACCUACCCCUCCAUCUCUGCUUCACCUAACCCUCCAUUCCCGCUCCAUUGGGUGUCUAUUCGGCCUUGACAUUAUGGCGAAGCUAAUACCCGCGGAUGCGGUGUCGGGAGAUCACACACCCGAGUCUCCGGACACGAAGGAAGUUGUCUCUCUCUCUGAUGCGGAGAGUCCACGCCCGGCGUCUACCCGUGGCCAGGUGCCAUUGAGCUUUAAGAUUAUUUCGGUUGCUCUCGUAGCUGGAAUUGGCUUUGGGUCAAGUUGGAGUAGUGGAGUGACUGGAGCUAUGAAGUCGACAUUAAAAAAGGAACUCAAAAUCAACAACACUCAAUUCGCACUUCUGGAAUCGAGUGAGGAUUUCAUAAAAGUACUUCUCAUUCUCAUAUCUGGUAUGAUCACGGAUCGGAUUGGUGGUGCAAGCGCAAUCCUGUACGGCAAUGUCAUCUACACUAUCGGGUCAAUCUUUGUUGCGGCAGCCACUACCGUCCGGAACUAUCCACUCAUGAUAUUCGGGAGAGUGGUUCUAGCAUUUGGUGAUGUUGCUACCCAGACUGCACAGUACAAGAUCUUUUCCAGCUGGUUCCCUCCGAACAAUGGAUUUGCCAGUACGCUUGGGUUUGAAUUGGCUAUUGGGAAGAUUGGAGGGUUUGUUGGAAAGUCGACAGCGAACAUCAUCUCGAAGAAUCUUGGUGAUUUCUCAUGGGUUUUCUGGAUCGCUUUAUUCAUGAACAUCUUCACGAAUCUCAUCACCUUAGCAUUCUUCUUCUUCACAAAAUACGCCAACAAGAAAUUUGCCAACAUCAGAGACCCAUCCACCGGCGAAGAACUGACAGAGAAGAACAAGAAGUUCGAGGUCAAGAAAGUCCUAGAGAUGCCAUGGGUUUUCUGGGCCGUCCUCGCAUUUUCGCUGCUGGAGACGAGUACAGCGCUUGUUUUCACGCAGAAUGCCACCGAACUCGCCGAACAUCGCUUCAAUACCGACAGCAUUACUGCUGGAUGGUACACUUCCGUCUUACAAUAUGCUGGUUUCUUCGUCGUGCCUCUAAUUGGGAUAUUUAUUGAUCUUUUCGGAAAUCGGAUCUCACUCAUGGCCUUCUGUGGAAUCGGAGUCUUCGUUUCAAUGGCCCUGGUAAACUGGGCAAACUCCACAAAGGGGACGGCAGCAGCCUUCGGAAUCUACGCAUUUGCCUAUUCAUUCGGCCCUACUGUGAUCAUCGACAGCAUCCGCACCUCGAUGUGGCACCAGGAAGUCUUUGGAUCAGCGUACUCCAUGAAAAUCAUGAUGAAUAAUUCAAUGAACAUCAUCGUCAACCUUAUCACCGGCCGUAUCCAAGAUGCAGAUAACGACAGUUACGACAGAGUCGUCAUCGUUUAUGUGGCCCUUGCGGCGGGAUCUGUAGUCGUCUCCAUCGGCUUGAUUGUUCUGUCUUCGAUAUCUAUUGAUCUCAGACGUCUGCAAUGGACCCGGAAGCAGAGACUGAGGAAUGGACAUCUGAUUAUUGAGAGGAAGGAGAGGUUCCUUGGAGAAAAUGGGGCGAAGAACAGGAAAAUCAGUUUGUGUUGUUUUGGAGCGUUGUGUGCUCUGUCACUUGGGAGUUGGGUUGCUUAUAUUUGGGGCGCGGCGACUGGGAAUAAUUAUUAAUGACAGGCAUAAAGUAGGGGGCGUAGUAACCGGGCACUGGAUGCUCGAGAUCUAUACGUCAUCUACAUUAUCACGGCCUUAUUUAUUUAAUAAACAAAUCUAAAA